AUGGGUUCAUCUAUGGCAAAAGUUUCGUCUUAUUUUUCUAAAAAAAAUGAAAUACGUUUACUCAUGUGUGGUCUUGAUGCAGCUGGUAAAACGACUAUACUUUAUGCAUUAAGACUCGGAGAAGUUGUCUCAACAAUACCAACAAUUGGUUUUAAUGUAGAAACAAUCACAUAUGGUAACUUGUGUGUAACAACUUGGGAUGUUGGUGGUCGUGAUAAAAUCCGACCAUUGUGGCGUCAUUAUUAUGCAAAUACAUCAGCACUUGUUUUUGUUGUCGAUUCAAAUGAUCGUGACAGAAUAGAUGAUGCAAGUGAACAAUUACAUCUCAUGCUGAAUGAAGAUGAAUUAAAAACUGUACCUGUUCUUAUCUUUGCAAACAAACAAGAUUUACCAAAUCGUUUAACAAUUGAUGAAAUGAAAGAAAAACUAAAUCUAUCAAAAUUAGAUGAAACGAAAAGAAAAUGGCAUUUACAACCUACAACAGCACCGAGCAAAGAAGGUCUUGAAGAAGGUUUUGCUUGGAUAGCAAAUAAUUUAGAAUCAAAAGAUGAUCUUAUGAAACCAAUUGCUGAAACAAUCAAUGAUACGAAAACAAUGAAGAAUGAUCUUUUACAUAUGUGGAACUCGGGUGAUUUUAAAAAAUUAUUAAGUAAAUUUAUUUAA
Adineta steineri is the source of this 663-nucleotide messenger RNA. Lineage: Eukaryota; Metazoa; Rotifera; Eurotatoria; Adinetida; Adinetidae. The record is from the annotation of a GenBank genome assembly.